Naegleria lovaniensis is the source of this 480-nucleotide messenger RNA. RefSeq lists its product as uncharacterized. Lineage: Eukaryota; Heterolobosea; Eutetramitea; Acrasida; Naegleriidae. The transcript has a single exon. Gene Ontology annotation, molecular function: calcium ion binding. Bases 1 to 480 code for a protein of 159 amino acids. The record is from RefSeq and is a predicted model, not a curated record.
AUGAAGAAAAUAUCAGAGAAGGAGAAGGCGAUCAUAGAAGAAUUAUUCCGAAAAUACGAUCUUGAUAAUGACGACAAGAUGGAUUUGAGUGAGCUAGAUAACCUUUUGUCAGAUAUGGGUUUCAAGUUCUCAAAAGACGAAACAGAAGCAAUUCACUUGUUUUUAGAUAAAGAUGGCAGCAAUUCUUUAUGCUUCAAAGAGUUCUAUGAAUGCUGGGAAGCACUUGCAAGCAAGAAAGGAAUUUUGAGACCUGAAAAACUGGCGCUGCUUGUCAGCGCAGCUAAAAUGUUUAAAUCUUUCGACCAGGACAAGGAUGCUUGCCUUUCAUCUGACGAGUUCAGACAAUUUUACAAUAUUUUAAACACCAAGUACAACAAUCUGGAUUCGUUUGAAGAUACACUCAAAUCAUUAGACAAAGAUGGAAAUCAAGCUGUGCAUUUUCAUGAAUUUGUAAUGGUGCUGAACUGGUUCACUGGAUGA